This is a messenger RNA of Yamadazyma tenuis ATCC 10573, 4119 nucleotides long. Lineage: Eukaryota; Fungi; Ascomycota; Pichiomycetes; Serinales; Debaryomycetaceae. The record is from RefSeq and is a predicted model, not a curated record.
CUAUAAAAAGAUUAAGGCCAAGAGCCUUAAACGGAACAAACGACGCACCACCAGCCCUUCCUCUAUAUUUGAAUACUUUAAAAAAAGCCUACCGAUGACCUAUUUUUCAACUCCGAGAGUGGAUAUUGGAUUUCAAUCCACAGUCCCACUUUGCGCUUAAUCUGACUCCUGCGCGGAUCGGGGAAAGCGAAACAAAUAUAAAAUCAUAUCAGCAUCCAUUUAAGUUUUUCCUCUGAUUUUCACUGGCUUAAUAUAUUGCUCCACUUGCCCUUACUUUUUGAAGUUGAUCAUAUCAAAGAAGCUGUACCCUUAAUUUAAGUCAAAACCUGAACUGAUUUGUAUAAUGAAUUGGAAAGAAGUCAGAAUUAUUUCCCUAUUAGUACUCGAUACGGUAUUCUUCUUACUAGAAGCUAUCGUCGGGUACACCGUGCACUCGCUUGCACUUGUGGCCGAUUCAUUCCACAUGCUUAAUGAUAUAAUCUCACUUUUUAUUGCCUUGUGGGCCGUUAAGGUCAAAAACACCAAACCUGCUGAUGGUAAGUAUACUUACGGUUGGCAGAGAGCAGAGAUUUUAGGUGCUUUAAUCAACGCCGUAUUCCUACUCGCUUUGUGCUUCACCAUUGUCAUCGAAGCGAUCCAACGGUUAAUUUCACCACCAGAGAUCCUGAAUCCGGUCUUAGUUUUGGUAGUUGGAUGUCUUGGUUUAGCCAGUAACUUUUUGGGGUUGGCGUUAUUCCAUGAACAUGGCCAUUCCCACGGUGGUUCUAGUACUCCCAGCGGUCACACUCAUUCUCACGGAGGAGCUUCUAAUGUCGAUGAAGAAGCAGGCCAUCUGAUUUCGGAAUCAGAGCCAUUGUUAUCAAGAAACCAAAGUACUGGUGACAUCAGGCAGUACAUGCCCGAAAACUUCAUCCAAAGGUUUGAAGACGGUCAUCAUCACAAUUCUGAAGCAACCAGCUCGGCCUCAUCUACGACGGAUAAAAAGCAAAAGCAAAAGAAGAAGUCCAUGAAUAUGGAAGCUGUAUUUUUGCAUGUGUUAGGAGAUGCUUUGGGAAAUAUUGGUGUAAUUCUAUCAGCACUUAUCAUCUGGAAAACUAGUUGGGCUGGUAGGUUCUACAGUGACCCGAUCAUUUCAUUGUUUUUGACGGUUAUCAUAUUCCUGUCAGCUUUGCCAUUAUGUAAAAAGAGCUCCAAGAUCUUACUUCAGGCCACACCAACCCACCUUGAUUCCGCCCUCAUCAUCCGUGAGAUUACCAAGAUGAUCCCAGUAAAGUCUGUGCAUGAUUUUCAUGUGUGGAAUUUAAAUGAAGAUAUCUUAAUCGCUUCUCUUCACCUUCAACUCGAUGAAACACUUGACUCACCAGACUUUGAGAAGGCUAAGUUUGUGGAUAUAGUCAGAGAAGUCCGGGAAAUCUUGCACAAGUUUGACAUACACAACGUGACAAUCCAACCCGAAUUCACUGGAGAUGGCGACAUCCCAUCCCAGGCGAGUAUCGAUAGUGGACUCUAUGGAGACUCAGCCGGUGGUGCGUGUUCAGUGGACAAAGCCACUGGAUGCUUUAACAAAAAUUGUUUGAAGCACAAUUAAUAUCUUUCAAGCCUAUAAUGUUAUACAUACUAGUACAUUAUGAAUAUCGCAACCAAGUCUUUCUACGUAGUAAGGCAAAACUAAUAAAUAAUGUGUAUUCUACAUAAUAGUACAGCGGUCUGGACCUGCAGACCAGCUUUUAAGUAAUUAUACAGUCCUGUUUGUUGGUGGUGCCAGUGGAGGCCGUCGUGGAUACCGUCCGCAAGGUGGACAUACUGCUCCUCCUCGAUGGUUUUGAUAAGUUGAGGGAUGACAAGCGUUUUCUCAGUUUUUGUAGACUGAGUCGUUGUGGUUUCGAUUCCAGAUUGGUAGCACUGGAUGAAAAUGAAUUGAGAUAAUCGUAGGAUUCAUCCUCGUCUGAUGUACUGUCCAGAGUCAUCGAUGAUGUGACAUUAUCAUGGUCGUCAAGAUUCUCCACCAGGUCGAUGUCAAUGGUAUUACUGGUGGUGCCUUUAUUGGGCAAAAUGGUAACGUCAUUGAUGUGGUCCAUUUGGUCGUCGUCGAUAUCGUGGGCCAAUGAAAACGUCAGCGAGAGGUUGGAGUCGCUGUAACUCAACCGCGGGUCGUCCAACUCUAGCACCGGGUCAGCGCUGCACUCGUUGAUAUAUGUGAGAAGCUGGUUCAAGAAUUUCAACAUCACAAUUUCUUCCAGUACCAGCACCGGUACUAGUUCAUGAAGGCUCACGAUAAGCGCCUCACAGAACCCGACCAAGUCCAAGUCGUAGAUUCGGGCGUUGAUUUUAGCAAAUCGGGCCACUAGCUGUGAGUCCAGCGGUUGAGGAUCGUGUAAGUUAUUGAUUACUAUCGUAAGAAUGUGAAUCAAAUGGGUGAAGUAAUGGUUCACAAGCCCGAGUUGGUCGUUGUUGGACUGGCAGUUACUAAGUACCCGAUGGCCAAGCUUUUGCAUUUGUUCGUAGCUGAGGGUGAUUUGGGGGUUUUUGUGGUUGGUGGGAAUGGAUACGUAUAGAUUUAGCGAUUUCCAAACUCGCUGGGCGAUUGAGUUUUCGCUUGGGGACAACACCAAACUCAUCAUGGUGGGUGAUAAAAAUGGUUUGGAACAACGAGGCGUUGGACGAAAGUCAAAUUAUAUAUGAAGCCGGAUGAAAGUGAAUUGCAAUUGAUGGGUUGUUCCCAGAAAAAACCUCAGGGAAUUUUACCUUAAACGGCAAUCAACACAGAGAGAGAGAAUGCUGUCCGCACAAAGAAAAGAUCUAGUUGAGAUGUCGGAAAAUAAAAAUCCUCUCAUUUUGUGAGAGGUAGGAAUAUAUAGGUACGAACGCGUUCCAAGCAUAUAGGUACAACCUUAAAGCAAGCGAUACAAAUAAACUUUUAGGCUUUGACAGGCUGUGUGGGCCAGUUGUAGUAGGAUCUAGAUUGGGGUAUGGGUAGAUCUGCUCCUCACUAGUAGGUAAAAAUAGUCAUUGAAGUUGCUGGGAUUAGCUAUGGUUAUGAUUAUACCAAAGCUCAAUAGAGUUAAAACUCCUCAUAAUGCCGAUAUGCGAUUGUAUAGAAGUUCGCCGUGACGAUAUAUCUGCAUCGUAGUUGGGCUGGACUUGAAACCUUAGUAACCCCUUCAUCCAGUUUAGGAAACCAAACUGUUAUUUAAAAAAAGGUGCCUUAGCAGUACCUCGGUUAUGCUAUGGCCGAUGGCUAUAGUGCAGUCAUUGGAUGGUGCGAAACCAGGAGGCGGGCGUGGCACCGCUGGUCCCUAGUUAGCUACCAACUAAGCCUUUAUAUUAUUCUGCAUAGACACCAAUUUACCCCAUUUAGGAAAUGUCAUCAACAGUUGCCCACGCAUGUAAGAUGGUAACUGAAACAAUGGUUAGUGUCUAAUGCUGGGUCUAGGAGCCAUUAUAGUGAACCUGCGAGAAGCGGUACGAUCCAUGCUUGCAUAAUAAAUUGUUUAGGUGGGGUUUCCUCGUAGUCACCUGAAACACGGUAGCCAGAGCCUAUUGUGUUUCAUGUUUUAACGAUCGACAAAAUCUCCUUGUUCGUAUGUUCAGAUGUAAAUGUCGUAUUUUCUCGAUAGGAUUAUUACAUCAGCUUAAAGUCUUUGGCACCUUCUAUCAUCUCUUCUUCGUCCAACAGCUCGUCACUAUCAGCAAGCUUCCGCAAAUAAAACACCACAAACGUGAUGAUAUUGCUGAUAAGAAAGAUCAAGUCGAAAAGAGUAUCGAUGAACUUGAUUUCCCGGUUGAGCAUCGCUUCAGAUUCGACAUUUGAACCCGAUAAUGAUAAGAUGCGAGAAAUUUGGAAUGACAAAUUGGAGGGUAAAUUAGUUCUUAUCAAGAGGCAUGUAGAUAUCACGUAGAUUCCAAAAAGCUGACACACAAUCAAGCUGACCAGCCAGCUUUUUAUUUGUUUAGGUAAACUGGUGAUAAUAGGGAAAAACCGGGAAAACGACCGCAAAGUCAUCAACACGUUUGAAAAGGUUAAUAGAAACAAACUUCCAGAUAACAGAAAACUGAUUAAGGUGACCAAUUGUUUCUCGGUAACGGAUGAAGUACUUGAGGAGGCAGCUAGAAUUAUUU